Talpa occidentalis (Iberian mole) is the source of this 5564-nucleotide messenger RNA. It is a transcript of the gene MTF1, whose product is annotated as metal regulatory transcription factor 1. The record is from RefSeq and is a predicted model, not a curated record. The transcript is spliced from 11 exons. Gene Ontology annotation, cellular component: nucleus. Gene Ontology annotation, molecular function: DNA-binding transcription activator activity, RNA polymerase II-specific; RNA polymerase II cis-regulatory region sequence-specific DNA binding. NCBI's taxonomy places the organism in Eukaryota, Metazoa, Chordata, Mammalia, Eulipotyphla, Talpidae. Bases 127 to 2388 code for a protein of 753 amino acids. Gene Ontology annotation, biological process: central nervous system development; positive regulation of transcription by RNA polymerase II.
GGAAGGUGGGGGCAAUCAUGGUGCCGCUGGGGAGGGGAGAAGCUGCCGCUGCCGCCGUUGCCGGGAGCCGCGGAGACAGGUCAUUACCUUUCCAUUUCUCACAAUUGGGCUGAACACGAUUGAACCAUGGGGGAACACAGUCCAGACGACAACAUCAUCUACUUUGAGGCAGAGGAAGAUGAGCUGACCUCCGAUGACAAGAUGCUCAGGUUUGUGGAUAAAAACGGACUGGUGCCUUCCUCAUCUGGAACUGUUUAUGAUAGGACAACUGUUCUUAUUGAGCAGGACCCAGGCACUUUGGAGGAUGAAGAUGAUGAUGGACAGUGUGGCGAACACUUGCCUUUUCUAGUAGGGGGUGAAGAGGGCUUUCACCUAAUAGAUCAUGAAGCAAUGUCCCAGGGUUAUGUGCAACACAUUAUCUCACCAGACCAGAUUCAUUUAACAAUAAACCCUGGUUCCACGCCCAUGCCAAGAAAUAUCGAAGGUGCAACCCUUACUCUGCAGUCGGAAUGUCCAGAAACGAAACGUAAAGAAGUAAAGCGGUACCAGUGCACCUUUGAGGGCUGUCCCCGCACCUACAGCACAGCAGGCAACCUGCGCACCCACCAGAAGACUCACCGAGGAGAAUAUACCUUUGUCUGUAACCAGGAGGGCUGCGGCAAGGCCUUCCUCACCUCCUACAGCCUCAGGAUCCACGUGCGAGUGCACACGAAGGAGAAGCCAUUUGAGUGUGACGUGCAGGGCUGCGAGAAGGCCUUCAACACGCUGUACAGGCUGAAAGCACAUCAGAGGCUUCACACAGGGAAAACGUUUAACUGUGAAUCUCAAGGCUGCAGCAAGUACUUCACCACGCUCAGUGAUCUGAGGAAGCACAUUCGAACCCAUACAGGAGAAAAGCCAUUUCGGUGUGAUCAUGAUGGCUGUGGAAAAGCAUUUGCAGCAAGCCACCACCUUAAAACUCACGUCCGGACACAUACUGGUGAAAGACCGUUUUUCUGCCCCAGUAAUGGCUGUGAGAAAACAUUCAGCACUCAGUACAGUCUCAAAAGUCACAUGAAAGGUCACGAUAACAAAGGACACUCAUAUAAUGCACUUCCAAAUCACAAUGGAUCAGAGGAUACAAAUCACUCACUUUGUCUAAGUCACUUGAGCCUCCUGUCCACAGAUUCUGAACUUCGAGAAAAUUCCAAUACAACACAGGGCCAGGAUCUCAGCACAAUUUCACCAGCAAUCAUCUUUGAAUCAAUGUUCCAGAAUGUAGAUGAUCCAGCAAUUCAGGAAGAUCCUCAACAGACAGCUGCCUUGAUUGAAAGUUUUAAUGGUGAUGCAGAGUCAGUCAGUGAUGUUCCGCCAUCCACAGGAAAUUCAGCAUCUUUAUCUCUUCCACUUGUACUGCAGCCUGGCAUCUCCGAGCCACCCCAGCCUCUACUACCAGCCUCAGCAUCGUCUGCUCCUCCGCCUGCUCCCUCCCUAGGAACUGGUUCCCGGCAAGCUGCAUAUGGCAACCCCCCUGCUCUCUUACAAGCUCCAGAAGUGCCUGUUCCCCACAGCACACAGUUUGCUGCUAGUCAUCAAGAGUUUCUUCCGCACCCCCAGGCACCGCCCCCCAUCGUACCAGGACUUUCUGUUGUUGCUGGAGCUUCUGCAUCAGCAGCAGCAGUGGCAUCAGCUGUGGCAGCACCACCCCAACCACAAAGUACUACUGAGCCCCUACCAGCCAUGGUCCAGACUCUACCCCUGGGUGCCAACCCUGUCCUAACUAAUAAUCCCACUAUAACCAUCACCCCGACUCCCAACACGGCUAUCCUGCAGUCCAGCCUAGUCAUGGGAGAACAGAACUUACAAUGGAUAUUAAAUGGUGCCACCAGUUCGCCGCAAAACCAAGAACAAAUUCAGCAAGCCUCUAAAGUUGAGAAGGUGUUUUUUACCACUGCAGUCCCAGUAGCCAGCAGCACGGGGAGCUCUGUUCAGCAGAUUGGCCUCAGUGUUCCUGUGAUCAUCAUCAAACAGGAGGAGGCGUGUCAGUGUCAGUGCGCGUGCCGGGACUCUGCCAAGGAGCGGGCGGCCGGCAGGAGAAAGGGCUGUUCUUCCCCACCCCCUCCAGAGCCGAGCUCCCAGCCUCCCGAUGGGCCCAGCCUGAAGCCACCACCACAGACUUUCUCCUCGCCCCCUGUCCCCUUGUCAUCAUCCUCCACCAUAUCCUCUUCCUGUGAGCAAAGCAGACAAGCAGAGACUCCUUCCGACCCUCAGACAGAAACGUUAAGUGCCAUGGAUGUGUCAGAGUUUCUGUCCCUCCAGAACCUGGACACCCCUUCCAAUCUGAUUCCCAUUGAAGCACUACUGCAGGGGGAGGAGGAGAUGGGUCUGACCAGCAGCUUCUCCAAGUGAAAGGCCUGGACAUGCUUUCCUCUAGGAAGCGGGUGAGCAGGAAGUGUGAGGUGCGAUGCCUACCAUCAUGGGUCAGCAGUUUGAAGGAUGAAGAAAUCUACUGUUUGAAAUCCUCACCUUUCAGACAUAUUUUCUUUAUUCCUGUCCCAGGAGCAUCCACAUCAAGAAACUGAUCUUUGGAGGAAACAAAACAAACAAAAAAACUAAAAAAAGCUAAGUUAUAAAUGAACUGUCUGGCUGCACUGUAGGUCACUUUUGCUUAUUGUCAUGUGAACAUGGGAAUUAAGGUUACUCGUAUGCAUAAAAAUUCUAAAUGAAAGGGUGUGGUUUCCAUCAAUCUGAUGUUGCCCAUCCCUUGCACUGGGGUCUUUGGUUUGGGCAGCAGAGUUCAGUGUGUCGGGUGUUGCUCCUCCCCGUGUGUCUUUUGAGUCUGAGACUGAAGCUUGCCUGGGACGCCAGACCCUCACUCCAUGGGGGGCAGGGAGCGGCAAAGGCGGGUCAGACUGCCAUGAGCUGGACAGGGAUCGGGUGACAUGGUUGUGUUGUUUGAGCUGGUGCUGGUGGAGCUCGGGGUGACUGUGGCAGGGGUCCUCCUGCGGCCUGCCCAGUCUGAUGGGCUGCUAAAGCCUGGGCCACAGCUGUGACAUGGUCUGCUUCUGCAGGGGCCCGAGGCGAGUUGUUGAGUGUUCUCUGGCUGACUUGUAUGCAGAGCAGGCUCUAGCAGCAUCCUCAGUCUUUGCCUUCCUGGUUCUUUCUAUGUCUCAGUAGCUUGCCAGGGCUUGCAGAUGGCAGUGAGUUUUCCUUGGGGUACAUCCCUGUUUUGUCCUAGAGAGGACAUGUGACUUAUGGCCAGUGGCUGGUCAGUGGUCUGCCUUCCUUUAAUGGUAUUUUCCUCCUCAGAGCACAAGAGCUGCAUUUUGCUUAUCAGGAGAAGGUGUGGCUUUAAGGGAGUUUAAGGCAGCAUGUCAUUGGCAGGCCAGGUGUCCCCGCUCCCAUCUCCACCCCUCACCCCUCUGGGUUUUGCAUACAGCCUAGUACAGUGCAAAGAAGGAUGUGACUUGCUCAGCUUAGUUAUGAUUUCUAAACAAAAACAAAAACAAAAAAAAUAAAAAUGAUGAUCUUCUACUCAGGGUGAAACAAAACACAAAAUUCCCCUUCCACCAAAAAGCCUGAAAUGUUGCAAUAAGUUAUCUCAUUUGGAAUGUUUUCAUUAAGUUGUUAAAGGAAAAAACAACUGGGGGGUGGGGGGAGGACCUGUGUAUAGAAUUGUAUCCAUCUGUCUGCGUUUGGCUCCAAGUCAUUGCCUCUUAAAAUCUAAAACACAAUUCCACACAAAAGUGGAAAGUUUCUCUCAACUGCUGUGGUGAGCACUCACCAAACUCACCAAGCUCUGGAACAAGGCAGGCCGGGGUCUAGCCUGGCCACUGCUUCCCAGGUGCCUCCCUGCCUGAGAACAGAGCACCUUCGAGCAGGGCUGCUCUCCUGAGUCAAGAUCAGAUGAAAGCGGCCAUCGUUUUGCCUUCCUUACAGUCACCUGGAUUUGUCACUUGCCUGUUCUUACUCAGGGUCAGCCAAAACAGUACCCAGAGCAGAUCAUUUACCUAGGAGCCAGAGGCCCUUCUUCUAACAGGAUGUUCAGGGACUGACUUGGACAGAAAGGCUGGUGGUAAAUGUUGCCAUGAGGAGAAAUAGGCUUAAAGGCAAGCCGCUGGUGGUUUCUUAUUCUGGGAGUCGAGUCAGGAGGUUCGAUUGCUUUUUGAUCUUUUGCUCUCCCCUCACCCAAAAGACUAGUGGGUUCUGGUGACCACUGACAUCAGCAGAAGUUGAUCUUUACCACAGCAGGUUAGCCUUCUGGGUUGUCCUUGGCUGUCUUUGAGUCUUGCACCCACAGGAAGCUGUGAGGUGGGACCCUUGCUGUUUUCUCUACAGUUUCUGAGAGAGCAGCACAAUGGGGAUCCCCAAGUUAGCUCACAUCGGACGACAGAAAUGACCUCCCCACAUCCCCAUCCUCCAAUCACCUGGAUUUGGUUCCCUGGUAACUGAGGUGAGAAACAGGUGUCCAGGGAGCGUCAAAGGUCUUGCUCCAGUUAGGCCCUUCCCAGGUCAAUGACUUAUCUGCUCUCCAAAGUUUGGGGUGAGGAAGAAGCAGCUUAAAACAGCGUUUAGGCUGACAGGUUUUUCUAGUUGGAAGUUAUCUGCCUUUUGAGAGUGACUCAAGAUUGCAUGGAGUAGUGCUACCAGUUCUAAUCAGCUUUGGAAAAAUCAGGAAUGUGCUUAAGAUGCUAGUGUGUGGUUGUAAAGAGCUGGUUUAUUCCACAGGGUAGACUGUCUUUGCUUCCUUUUCCAGCAUUCUCUCCUUCCACCCCUCCUGUAAGCCUGGCCUUUAGUACCAGGGACUCUGGAGAAGAGGGGGCCCAUGGCUGAAGUGGUGCCAGAAAGGACACGGAGAGGGUGGUUGCCCAAACCUGACCACGAACCGAGGGUGGGGCUAGGGAAGGUCUGUGGACUUGCAGCUGGUGACAUCAAGCCCCUUUACCUGCUAUGGCAACCAACCAUUUUUGCCCUGUCAACUUAACUUCCAGCUCCCACUGGCAUCUCCAGUCAGACUGCUCCUUUAAAGGUUACUAGUCAGUACCAGAAAUUGAAGUUCAUGGGCUUAGGAGGUGGUAGGAAAAACUAGUUGGCACCACCAAACUGCCUUAGCAAAUCCGGCCCUUCCCAGGCAGGUGGGUGCAGCAUGGAGGGAAAGUGGCCCUGCCUUUCCUGGCAGGGUCUGGGCGAUCACGAGUUUGGUGAGAGCGGCUGGUGUCAUUUAUUGACUUCCACCCCCAAUUGGAGAUCAUGGAAUAAAGCCUGGGAGGGGCCUUAAGGUGUGAAAACCUCUCUGGGUAGAAGGCGGGGGACUUCUCGUCACCACCUCUGGGAGAGUCAGUAGAUGGGAGUUUUACCUUUAGGGUCAAGGCAGUGGACUGAUGGGAAUAAUGGAGGAUGGAUGGGUUUUCCCGAGAGACUUUGUAUAAUGCUGAAUGUGUCCAGAGGGACGAGUUUGCAGAACCUCAUAUUGGUAUAUUAGAGAAAUAAUAAAAUAAAAAAGCACUUUAGGUUAUUUUAUCUUUAACCCAAUUGCUGCAAUUUCUUUUGUGUGUGUGUGUGUGUGUGUGUGUGUGUGUGUGUGU